Molecule: messenger RNA, 1005 nt
Organism: Diplodia corticola
Lineage: Eukaryota; Fungi; Ascomycota; Dothideomycetes; Botryosphaeriales; Botryosphaeriaceae
Product: lysophospholipase a
Exons: 7
Coding region: 1-1005 (334 amino acids)
Molecular function (GO): hydrolase activity, acting on ester bonds
Source: RefSeq, a predicted model, not a curated record
AUGGUUGCUCCGAAUAUCUGGUCCGUCGCACUGUUGGUUGCCGCAGGGGUUCAAGCUGCGCCAUCCAGAUCAGAUCCCGGAAAACCGCCAGUUGCUUUCAAAGGAAAGGCUAUCAAGAACCUGCUUGCGUUCGGAGACUCUUAUACCUAUGUCCAAGGUACACAGGGCCACUGGAACUAUAGCUUCAUUUCGGAUGCAUUCAAUUACACGUUCACUCCCAAACAACUACUCUCAAGCGAGAUUGUAAAGAACACAACGAGCUCCGGAGGGCCCAAUUGGGUCGAGUACUUGACGGGCUGCUACGAGGGCCUUCCUGCCCAUUGCUCAGGGACGAAGCUCUGGGACUUCGCCUUUGCAGGUGCCGACAUCAGCGCGCAGUACCUUCCGCUGCAUCACAACUACACGGUGGAUCUGGACGAGCAGGUGAAGCAGUGGGACUUGUAUGCACGCGACGCCUUGGAUCUUGAACCGACGGAUACGCUCGUUGCGUUCUGGAUCGGCAUCAACGACAUCAACGACAGCGCCAAGUUCACCAACGUGAGCUUUCCAGCGUGGUAUGAGACGCUAGUCGAAAAAUGGUUCGAUUCAGUGGAGCUCGUAUACGGCAGAGGUUACAGGAAAUUCCUCUUUAUGCUUCCGCCGCCGCUUGAAAAGACGGCAUCGAAUCUUGUCAGCGCCAAUCCGCUCCCGAAUGCCGCCAUGCUGGGCCAGUGGAACGCGGCGGUGCGAUCGCAAGUAGCUUCUUUUCAGGCCAGACACAAUGGCUCGAGCACUUUAGUGUUCGACACUUAUUCGUUCUUGAAUGACGUGGUGGCCGACGCUGCGCGCUACAAUAUACAGAACACCACAAGUUACUGCGAAUCUUAUGCCCAGCCGGACAUUCUGUGGAACUACGCGGCGUAUGGGUGUCAGCCCAUAUCGGAGUACUUCUGGUUCAACUCAGGGCACAUCACGUUUACCGUGCACGAAAUCAUCGCCAACGAGCUCCUGAAGCAGCUGGCGUGA